Molecule: messenger RNA, 2349 nt
Organism: Cordyceps militaris CM01
Lineage: Eukaryota; Fungi; Ascomycota; Sordariomycetes; Hypocreales; Cordycipitaceae
Exons: 1
Coding region: 1-2349 (782 amino acids)
Source: RefSeq, a predicted model, not a curated record
AUGGAAGACCCGUGGAGCACGCCGUGGGCGGUAGACACGCCGUCCGCGUCGCCCGGGCUGCCACCGACCAAUCCCGCGAAGCUUGCCUCCUCGCAUGGCGGUGGGGGGUUGAACACCCCCCUUGACAGCUCGCCGUGGGAUGCUGCUACGACAACGACCGGAUUGGACGCGGGCGCUCGGGACGACGACGAUGCCUGGGGCGGCUGGGACGACGGCAAUAACAACACUUGGGCCGGGGCUGCGUCGGAGGGCUUCUCCGCGCCGUGGGGGUUUGUGGAUAGGGAGCAGGAUACGGGCAUCGCGGCUGACUCUGCUGUAAGCUUUGGCGAGGAGGCAAGACGCGUGCCGGUAAGCAAGAUGCAGGACGGUGUCAAGAAGAACCCAAUGACGCUGCUGGAGGAUGAGCAGGAUGCUUGGACGGCGUCGCAGGAGAUGACGGUCACCACAGAGGCGCCGGCGGGGAAGAAUGGACCGGGUCUUAGUAAAGGGGAAUCGAUAGCAAAAGAGGACGCUCCACAACCGGCUCCGCAGACGAGGUUGGACAAGGCGACCAAGGUACAGGAGCUCGUCAACAUGUACGACGGUAUAGCGAACAGGGCGGUGCAGCUGCCGGAAGAGACUACGCAUCGGGAUACGAGAUCAACGGACGAGGCCGAAGUGGAGGAGGAGGAUAACACCAGCGAGGAUCCCGCCAAUGACGAGGUCUGUCAUGUCGAGCAAGAACUCAACCUUGGUGGAGAAGAAGAGGGUGCGAGAGGUAUAGAAGCAGAGGCGGCGAGCAUGACAGACUUUGGUAUUGUUAAAAACAUUACGCCUUUGGAUGACGAGACGAUCAAUGAGAAAUCAACGCCAGGGCCGGUGAACGAGGCACAACAAAACGCCGUCAAGGAAGAAGCCAGCCUCUCAGGAGGAGCCAAACGAAGUGGCUCUGAAACUACAAUGAUUAACGAAGAAUCAGACCCUGCGCCGGUAGAAGAGGGAAUAGUGGACAUCAGCGCUGGAGCCUCCUCUUUAUCAGAAACGAGGCAGGACAGCCCCCAAACCGCAAAACCUGAUUCCAAAAAUCCGCCCUACCCCAUCGACCUCCAGCAUCUCGACGCGCUCUUCCCCAGCUCUGCGCCCUCCUGCGCACGCCCCGAGCCCGUCUCCGACGUCAUCAUCCACGACUCGUACACGACGACGUCGGAGCGCAAGACCUGGUACCGCGUCAGCGCCACGCGGCCGCGCGACGACGCCGACGCUUAUCGCCGCGUCACCUGGGCCGCGUCGACCGCGGUCCGGCCGCGGACGCUGCGCAUCGUGCGCCGCUGGAUGGAGGAGGACUCAAUUGCGGGCCGCGUCGUGCUCGGGAGCCGCGGUGGCGGCGCCGGCGGCACGACAAUUGGCGCGAGCAUGUUCAACUGGGACUCGAGCGAGCCGGUGGUGGAGAUUGGCGAGCUGCUGCGACAGCAGCGCGCCGGCCACGGGAUGCACCGCAGCGGCAACGGGGCGCCGGUGACCCCGGCGCUGGGCUCGUCUGCGGACAUACCGAAGUCGCCGUGGGAGGAAGACGAGUUGGCGACGCAGGAAGGGAAGAGGACCUCCGCAGAUCUCAUGCCCCCACCGCCAGCGCCAGAGGGCAGUGCCGAAGCCGCGGCAGUAGCGAACAGGAGCGAGCCCGCGCGGCUGGAGCCGGCAUCAGCGAAUGCAGACGAAGAGGGCGACGACGAGGAUGACUGGGGUGAAAUGGUUUCGUCGCCCGUCGUCGACGCGAGCCCCGCGUUUGCCUCACUGUCCGCAUUAGCGGGUACACAGUCGACGCCUCUGCGACACUCCUUUGAAGCAGACUCGUGCGGCUUGGACUUUGUCGAGUCCCCGGCGCCGAAACCCGCGACACGGGCCAACCCGCCGCCGCCCAUCCGCACCGCUGGCACCUCGGGCGUCUCAUCCCCCAUGUGGACGCCCAGCAUGCACUCGCCGGCUCUAGAGCCCCUGCGCGCAUCGAUGGAUGGCACGCGGGUCAAAUCGGCCGUCGGCACACCCGUUCUGGCAAGUACCCCGGGCUUGGACGUGCCUCGUGCGUCAACGAGCAGCAGCAGGAUGUCCAUGGAGCGCGCGUGGACGCCGGCGGUAGUAUUAACGCCUACGGCGGAGGAUAGGCCGUCCAUGGACGGUUCUCGGACGCAAAAACCCGCUUCGCCUUCGAUGCAUACCAUGGACAAUGGUGGAACAAGAAGCGCCGCUGCGGCCAUGAGCGUGUCGCCGUCGGCCAGCCGAGGGUCCUUUGAGGAUACAUGUACAGUGGAAGAAAAGGCAAUCAUAGACGCGGCUCUACGAAGCCUGCCAGAUUUGUCGUAUAUGCUGCGCUAA